This is a messenger RNA of Rotaria socialis, 528 nucleotides long. NCBI's taxonomy places the organism in Eukaryota, Metazoa, Rotifera, Eurotatoria, Philodinida, Philodinidae. The record is from the annotation of a GenBank genome assembly.
AUGACAUCCAUUCGGCAAUUUAAAUUAACAGAUCUUUUGCGUAUUAAUAAUGUCAAUUUAGACAUUUUCACGGAAAACUAUGGCCUUUCGUUUUAUUUACAUUAUUUAGCACGAUGGCCGGAAUGUUUUUUCGUAGCGGAAAACUCGGCUCAACGGUUGAUGGGUUAUAUUAUGGGAAAGAUUGAAGGCAAGCAAGAAAAUUAUCAUGGUCAUGUUACAGCUUUAUCUAUAGCACCUGAAUUUCGUCGUAUAGGUGUAUCAUCACAAUUGAUGGCACUAUUAGAAAAUGUUUCUGAACAGAAAAAAACAUAUUUCGUUGAUUUAUUCGUUCGUGUAUCGAAUAAACGUGCAGUUGAUAUGUAUCAUAAAUUGAACUAUGUGGUCUAUAGGCGAAUCAUUGGAUAUUAUUCUGGCGAAAGAGAUGAAGAUGCAUUUGAUAUGCGGAAAGCGUUGUCGCGUGAUGUUGAAAAAAAAUCAUUAAUACCGAUUCCACAUCCUGUUCGACCAGAGGACUUAGUUGAUGAUUAA